Molecule: messenger RNA, 2597 nt
Organism: Orussus abietinus
Lineage: Eukaryota; Metazoa; Arthropoda; Insecta; Hymenoptera; Orussidae
Product: protein SPT2 homolog
Exons: 7
Coding region: 346-2058 (570 amino acids)
Biological process (GO): nucleosome assembly; regulation of DNA-templated transcription
Cellular component (GO): nucleolus
Molecular function (GO): DNA binding; histone binding
Source: RefSeq, a predicted model, not a curated record
CUCUAGUUACGACCCAUUUCUAGGGUUCUACUUGGUUCUACUGACUGGCUGGCUCGCAGCGAAAAGAGGAGUUCGUAUGCUUUUAAAAUUCACUUCUGCAAGGUGGACGCCGUUAACUCUGUCAUCUCCUCUAUGACGGACUUUACGAGCCGGAUAGAGAGAGGAGUGUGAUCGUUGCUGAUGGUUACGAAACGUUCUCGAGUGUGUCGAAUGCUUUCUUUCGAUAGGUUAGGUGAAGGAACUCGAACGGCACUUCCUACAUACGUAUGAUGCGUCUAAUUUUCAGCGCGUUCCGAGUUAAACGUAGGCUGCAAUUCUAACGUCUGCUUCAGUGAAUUCAAUGAUAUGGAUUUCGGGACGUUAUUAGACGUCGCGCAAAAAAAUGGAGGUGUCAAACAGCCCGUCGCUUACUAUCGGACAAAGUUUACUCCACCGAAAAAGGAAACGAAGCAAACCAAAAACUUGUCGGAUAACAUUAAAAAAUUCCUUGCUCGAAGGGAAGAAGAAGAACGGCAAAAAGCAUUAGACGAGAAAAAAAAGAAAGAGAACUUGCUGGCAUUACGAGAUCAAAAGACUCAAAAUCGUAUAAAUAAACAUCUAAAAGUAUGCAAAGCUGCCAACAAAUCGGUACUGGCAGAUGCAGUCGAUAACGAGAAUACGGCUGUAACAAUGGCUGGUCCGUCACAGCCCGACGAAGACGACUACGGAUACGUGUCCCAGGAAGCCUCGGCGUUUUAUAAUCAACUGAUGAACAAAUACAAUAAUCUACCUCCGGAGAAACCGAUAUUCAGCGACACCGGGAAAAGAACCGUGAAGGACAUCGCGUCGACAAAGGAUAGAGUGAAACGAGCUUUACAGCAGAAAGAAUCGGAAGACACUGCGGGCCAUAGACGGAAACGAAAAUCAUCCAGUGCCGCGUUCACCAAGGAGGUAGAACGCGCGGAAUCUGGCAAAAGAGAGCCCGACUCGGAGUCGGCGAAGGCGGACAAACCGAAUGCCGAGAAAGGGCGGGACCGAGGAGAGACGGAAGAAGAGAAGCCCAAGCCAAGGAAACGAGCACCCCUCCCACCUCCCAUGGACUUUGUCGAGCUACUCAAAUUGGCGGAGAAGAAGCAGCACGAGCCCAUCGUACUGGAAGCCAAGCCGAAGCCAAAACCGAAGGUGGAGGCUCCGGAAAGGCUCAUGACCAAAAAGCAGAAACGAGAGUACCAGAGGGAGAAGGAAUCGAGGGAACGAAAGCGGGAGGAGCGAGGCGCCGGCCCCGAAGCGAGCCGACCACCUCCCAAGCCCAAUGACGGCUCCGGGUUGAGCUCGACGGCGCAAGGGAAGCGAGUCGUCGGCAAGUCCCUCGGUCCCAGCGAAAAGCCGCCGGCCAACGGCCGGCCCCGGCCCCGGCCCGCCAAGACCUCGGAGAAAGAUCUCCUGAUGGAGGAGCGUCGGAAGCUGGAAUCGGAGAAGCGAAAGCUCGAGGAGAUGCGUCGUCGCAUCGAGGAGGAAAAGCGGAAGCUGGAGCUGAGCAAGUGCCCGAAGCCCGGGCCCGAGAAACCGCGGCCCGCGCCGCCAGUCGCCAAACCGCCCGUCGCCGGCGACAAGGCGCGAAGGGAGACGGAUCCGGUCAAGGCCAGGUCCACGUCCACGUCCACGUCCACGUCCUCGGCGCCCCGGCCCGACCUCAAGCCGAGGGAACCUCCAGCUAAUUCGAGACCGGCCCUGUCGAAGCAGCAUGCCUCCCUUCCGUCGAAACGGCCCGGUCGGAUCGAAGACGACGAGGACGAAUACGAUUCCGAGUUGGACGACUUUAUAGACGACGGUCCGGAAGAGGCGGCGGAAGACUACAGCAAGUACAUCAGCGAAAUAUUUGGUUACGACAAGAACAAGUACAGGAACAGCGACGACUACAACGACGAUGCCGCCAUGGAAAGUAAUUUCGCCCAACAGCUCAAAGAGGAAUACGUCUCUACCAAAAUAGGAAUAAUGGAAGACUUGGAAGACAUUCGCAUGGAGGCUAUGGAAAAGAAACGGAAGUCAAUUUUGAAGAAGAAGUUGAAAAAAUCUUAGAUCCCUUCGUAUCGGUGUUCGGGAGAGACUCUUACCACAAAAUCAAUUCUUAGGGAUCGGAAGAGCGUCGGAGUUUGAUCUCUCGUGCUGUUGCAGCUGGGCGAAGUCGGACAGAAAAUCGAAUUAUCCUUCGACCCUUCUAGUUUCCAAUGCAACGGGGCGUCUUUUGGAAAGCGAGAUUCUGCCCGCUGUUUAUUCACGGUCUCCCUGGUCGAAGCGUCCUGCGGCUUACGGACGUAAACGAAAAAAGUUCGUUGCUCGUUGACUCUUCAAUGACGCGCGUAAAAAGCAUUUCAUAAAAUAAAAGAAGUACAAGACUCGGAGGUACGCUCGCUAGCUUCCCACGUCAUCGGCUUCGAAUCGGUAUCCCCGACGCUUCUUCGUCCAUAGCCCGUUUUAGCUCGGUUUCGGCCAGUUAACACUCGGAUUCGAUCGCACACCGUGGGAUACAAAAAUUCGGAUUUUAUACAUCUACGCUAAGUUAAGACUCUGGGAUUUUUAAUGCAAUAUUUUGUGAAUAAAUAUUAUUUAAGAAUGAA